Messenger RNA from Danaus chrysippus (African queen), 1866 nucleotides. The record is from the annotation of a GenBank genome assembly. NCBI's taxonomy places the organism in Eukaryota, Metazoa, Arthropoda, Insecta, Lepidoptera, Nymphalidae.
AUGGAUGUGAAAGAGAAAUCGGAUCGUAGUGAUGUGAUAAGGAAGCCCAAUUACUUGCUUAUGUCCUUGCAAAGGAUACUAGUGUUGACUUUUAUUAUAGCAUGUGUGGUUGUUGUUGUUUACUAUACACCUAUGCCAGAGGAAUAUUUCGAAAAUUGUGAUCGCGAAUGUCACGAGCUAGACUGGCCUAUGAUUUGCAGAGUAAAACUCGUUAUAGAGGUGUACAAAACUUUCAGCAAAUCUUGCAAUAGUUGCGUGGAAAAUGGAGGCGAAUGUCCUGCGAUGUGCAUCACAGCUGAUGGUAGGGAACGAGGUGUUCUCUCUGCGAACAGAGAAUUGCCUGCACCUGCCUUCCAUGUAUGUCAGAACGAUAUUCUAGUCGUUGAUGUAGUACACCGAGCUCCAGCGCAUGCAUUAUCAAUACAUUGGAGAGGUCAACCUCAAAAAGAGACGCCUUUUAUGGAUGGUGCUCCCAUGUUAACACAGUGCCCUCAGCCUGCCUAUACAACGUUCCAGUAUAAAUUUCGAGCCUCGGCUGUAGGAACACACAUGUACCAUGCACAUUCAGCAGCUGAUGCCGCUGAUGGAUUGGCUGGAGCGUUUAUUGUACGACAGUCACCACGUCUGGAUCCUUUAGCAGGUCUCUACGAUGUGGAUGCAACAGAUCAUACAAUUUUUGUUGCCGAAUGGGGUCACUCCAUGGGACCACUUGCGGGUGUCACAUCAAAAAUACCAAACGCAGAAUCUUUACUCAUUAACGGUAAAGGGAAAACAGAUGAAUCUCUGAGCGCGCCAUUAUUUAAGUUUAAUGUAGAAUAUGGCAAACGUUAUAGAUUCAGAUUGGCAUACGGCGGUGGAUUUAAAAGCUGUCCAAUAAACUUUUCCAUUGACAAACAUGCUAUUAAGCUGGUUGCUUUGGAUGGUCAUAUAAUUCAAACCGAAACUGUAACAUCAAUUGAAUUAGGAAGAGGAGAGCGAGCCGAUUUCAUUCUAGACGCUAAUCAAGCGAUUGGUGUAUACAAAAUGAGAGUUGUGGCAGAUAAAUCAUGUCAGGAUAAUUUGGUGGGUGAAGCCGAAUUGAUAUAUAAAAAUCAGGACAAUAAGGUUUUACUUAAGAAUGAGGGCAGUGAAGAUUCAACAAUUAAUCGCAUAUUUUCAACAGUGGCUAGUGAUAAUUGUGUGAGUGAUACUGUUCUGUGCUUGGAUGAAAUACAUGGAGUUGAAAAACUUACUUCGGAACUAGCGGAGCCAGUUGACGAAGUCAUUUAUGUGCCUUUUAAUUACUCAACGCGGCAAAUGUCAGCGAGACGUUUCGAAAGCUGGGGUCAUACCGACGGUCACCGCUUCACGUAUCCUGCCUCCCCGCUUCUGACGCAAGGCUCCGAUGUGGCCCCCGAAGCGAUGUGUCCCAAAAACACUGGGGAUGGAGAUGAGUGCGUCCACGUCAAAAACAUCCCUUUACACUCAACCGUCGAGUUAAUAAUGUUUGAUCAAGGAGGGGAAUCAGAUCAUAUUUUCCAUCUCCACGGCUACAGUUUCUAUGUCACUGGAGUUCGUCAAAUGGAUACGAGAUUGGAAAAAGAAACUGUGAUGAAAAUGAAUCAAGAUGGUACGCUGUUCCCCACAAAGAAUCUCGAUGACCCAGUGAGAAAAGAUACGAUAGUCAUUCCUAAAUUCGGUGUCGUCGCCUUGAGGUUCAAGGCGGAUAACCCCGGUUACUGGAUGAUGAGGGACGAAAGAUCAGCUCAUUGGACUAGGGGCUUGGAUUUUGUUUUAAAAGUCGGAGAUCAAAGAGAUUUCGUUCAAGCUCCCGCAGAUUUUCCCAAAUGCGGUUCAUAUGUCGGUCCAGAAUAUUUCUUGAUAUAG